AGUUUUGAAACCCAUAAUCCUGUGUGAAGCAAAACAGAGAAAAUGGCAUUGUUGUGUGGCGGCACGCCAUGGUCGAAGGUUACUAUUUCACCCAUUUUCCACCACUCCCACACCCCUCGCACCUUCUUCUUCCAACGACGCCGUUUCUCAGUCUCUGCUGCUUUCUCCGAACAACAACCACCGCCACCCGUUCGCGUUCGUUUCGCUCCUUCUCCCACCGGAAACCUCCACGUCGGCGGUGCCCGAACGGCCCUCUUCAACUACUUGUUCGCAAGGUCCAAAGGUGGGAAAUUUGUGCUGAGAAUUGAGGACACUGACUUGGAGAGGUCCACAAGGGAGUCUGAGGAGGCCAUGCUCAAAGAUCUUUCUUGGCUUGGACUUGAUUGGGAUGAAGGGCCUGGUGUUGGAGGGGAUUAUGGUCCUUAUAGGCAGUCUGAUAGGAAUUCUUUAUACAAGCAAUUUGCGGAUAACCUACACCAAUCCGGUCAUGUUUAUCGCUGCUUCUGUUCUAAUGAGGAACUAGAGAAAAUGAAGGAGGAUGCUAAACUAAAGCAACUGCCUCCAGUGUACACAGGUAAAUGGGCCAGUGCAACAAAUGAGGAAGUAGAAGAAGAGCUAGCAAAAGGAACUCCUUACACUUACCGGUUCCGAGUCCCUAAAGGAAGUUUAAAAAUUAAUGAUCAAAUACGAGGCGAAGUUAGUUGGAACUUGGAUACGCUUGGAGAUUUUGUGAUAAUGAGGAGUAAUGGUCAGCCUGUUUAUAACUUCUGUGUAACGGUGGAUGAUGCUACCAUGGCAAUUUCCCAUGUUAUCAGGGCAGAAGAGCAUUUACCAAACACUCUAAGGCAGGCAUUGAUAUAUAAGGCACUAGGAUUUCCCAUGCCUUAUUUUGCACAUGUUUCUUUGAUUUUAGCUCCUGAUAGGAGUAAAUUAUCAAAACGACAUGGGGCAACAUCAGUUGGUCAGUUCCGGGAGAUGGGAUACCUACCGGAAGCAAUGGUGAAUUACCUAGCAUUAUUAGGUUGGGGCGAUGGGACUGAAAAUGAGUUUUUUACACUUGAUCAACUUGUUGAAAAAUUCACUAUCGAACGUGUUAACAAAAGUGGUGCUAUUUUUGACUCAACGAAAUUAAGGUGGAUGAAUGGUCAGCAUUUAAGAGCACGUCCGUCAGAGGAGUUGACCAAACUUAUUGGAGAGUACUGGAAGACAUCUGGCUUACUCACAGUAUCAGAUGGGUCCUUUAUUGAUGAAGCAGUUCAACUACUUAAGGAUGGGAUUGACUUGAUAAAUGAUGCAGACAAGGCCCUAGCUAACUUACUUUCUUAUCCUGUGUAUUCUACUUUACAGAGUGAUGAAGCAGAAUCUGUCUUGCAAGAUAAUCUUUCUGAAUUUGCUGCUAGCCUCUUGGCUGCCUAUGAUAGUGGUGAUCUGGUAGCAGCACUUGAAGAAGGCCAUGCCGGCUGGCAAAAGUGGGUGAAAGGCUUUGGAAAAUUGCUAAAGCGCAAGGGAAAAUCGCUUUUCAUGCCCCUCCGACUUCUGUUGACCGGAAAAAUCCAUGGACCUGACAUGGGGGCAAGUGUUGUAUUGCUCUAUAAAGCUGGGACUAGCAAUGCAGUAGCUCCUGAUGCUGGUUUUGUGACACUGGAUGAAAGGUUUAAAAUACUCGGGCAAAUUAACUGGGAAACAUUGUCCAAGGACCAAACUGUCAAAGAGACUGCUGAUCCUGUCUAACUAAGAAAUGAUUCACUGUCAAGGUCUAUCAAACAAUACCAUGGUUUUACAUAUCUGCUUGGUGCCUUCUUUUUCUUUUUUUGCAGAUUUGACUAGAGAAGUCUGAUUUGUAAUAUUUACCGGGGGAUCUUGUUAGUCGUAAUAAUGAGUUCCAUUUUGUUUAGGCAAGUUUUUGUUUCAUUGUGACUAGAUAUAUUUUCUAUUUUUCUGAUUUGGAAACAUGGAUAUUUUGGAGAGGUAUUUUUUUAUUAUUUAAAUAAAAUAUGGACUAGAUAAACUGUAUUUGUUUUAAUAUAUAUGAA
Molecule: messenger RNA, 2033 nt
Organism: Glycine soja
Lineage: Eukaryota; Viridiplantae; Streptophyta; Magnoliopsida; Fabales; Fabaceae
Product: glutamate--tRNA ligase, chloroplastic/mitochondrial-like
Exons: 13
Coding region: 43-1731 (562 amino acids)
Biological process (GO): glutamyl-tRNA aminoacylation
Molecular function (GO): tRNA binding; zinc ion binding; glutamate-tRNA ligase activity
Source: RefSeq, a predicted model, not a curated record